CGCCCCGCCCCGCGGAGCUGCGUGCGGCGGCGGGCGGAGGGGCCGCGGGGAGAGCUGGGCAGCGGGCGCCGCCGCCGCCUGCUCGGGCGCAGCGGGGCGAGCGGGCAGCCCGACGGGGCCGGGGCCGCGGCCAUGGAUCACUACGACGCGCAGCAGACCAACGACUACAUGCAGCCGGAGGAGGACUGGGACCGGGACCUGCUCCUGGACCCCGCCUGGGAGAAGCAGCAGAGGAAGACAUUUACAGCAUGGUGUAAUUCUCACCUCCGCAAGGCCGGGACACAGAUUGAGAACAUAGAGGAAGAUUUCAGGGAUGGUCUUAAACUCAUGUUACUUCUGGAAGUCAUUUCAGGUGAACGUUUGGCUAAGCCUGAAAGAGGCAAAAUGCGAGUGCACAAAAUCUCCAAUGUGAACAAGGCCCUGGAUUUCAUUGCCAGCAAAGGAGUCAAACUAGUAUCUAUUGGAGCAGAAGAAAUCGUGGAUGGCAAUGUUAAAAUGACUCUUGGAAUGAUAUGGACCAUCAUCCUUCGUUUUGCCAUUCAGGAUAUCUCAGUGGAAGAGACAUCUGCUAAAGAAGGACUUUUGUUAUGGUGUCAGAGGAAGACAGCCCCCUACAAAAAUGUAAACAUCCAGAACUUCCAUAUCAGUUGGAAGGACGGCCUUGGUUUCUGCGCUUUGAUUCACAGACACCGUCCAGAGCUUAUUGACUAUGGGAAGCUACGAAAGGAUGAUCCUCUCACUAAUCUAAACACAGCCUUUGAUGUGGCUGAGAAAUAUCUGGAUAUCCCCAAAAUGCUGGAUGCAGAAGACAUUGUUGGAACUGCCCGUCCUGACGAGAAGGCCAUCAUGACCUAUGUUUCUAGCUUCUACCACGCCUUCUCAGGAGCCCAGAAGGCGGAGACAGCAGCAAAUCGUAUCUGCAAGGUGCUGGCAGUCAAUCAAGAAAAUGAACAGCUCAUGGAAGACUAUGAAAAACUGGCCAGUGAUCUGCUGGAGUGGAUCCGUCGCACCAUCCCCUGGCUGGAGAACCGGGCGCCAGAGAACACCAUGCAAGCCAUGCAGCAGAAACUGGAGGACUUCCGGGACUACCGCCGCCUGCACAAGCCCCCAAAAGUCCAGGAGAAAUGCCAACUUGAGAUCAAUUUCAACACUUUGCAGACCAAGCUGCGGCUCAGCAAUAGGCCAGCCUUCAUGCCUUCGGAAGGGAAAAUGGUCUCGGACAUAAACAAUGCUUGGGGAGGCCUAGAGCAGGCUGAGAAGGGCUAUGAGGAGUGGUUGUUGAAUGAGAUCCGGAGGCUAGAGAGGCUGGACCACCUGGCGGAGAAGUUUCGGCAGAAGGCAUCUAUUCACGAGUCCUGGACAGAUGGUAAAGAAGCAAUGUUGCAGCAGAAGGAUUAUGAAAUUGCUACACUCUCAGAGAUAAAGGCUCUGCUGAAGAAACACGAGGCCUUUGAGAGCGACCUGGCUGCGCACCAAGACCGUGUAGAACAGAUUGCUGCUAUUGCACAAGAGCUCAAUGAGCUGGACUAUUACGAUUCACCAAGUGUCAAUGCCAGGUGCCAGAAGAUCUGUGAUCAGUGGGAUAAUCUGGGUGCCUUAACCCAGAAACGCAGAGAAGCCUUGGAGAGGACAGAGAAGCUACUGGAAACAAUUGAUCAGUUGUACCUGGAAUACGCCAAACGAGCUGCCCCUUUCAAUAACUGGAUGGAAGGGGCCAUGGAGGAUCUGCAGGACACAUUCAUUGUUCACACCAUUGAGGAGAUCCAGGGAUUGACCACAGCUCACGAACAGUUUAAAGCCACGUUGCCGGAUGCUGACAAGGAGCGACAGGCCAUCCUGGGAAUUCACAAUGAAGUCUCAAAGAUUGUCCAAACGUACCAUGUCAACAUGGCCGGAACAAAUCCUUACACCACAAUUACCCCACAGGAGAUCAACAGCAAAUGGGAACACGUGCGGCAACUGGUUCCCAGAAGGGAUCAAGCCUUGAUGGAAGAACAUGCUCGCCAGCAGCAAAAUGAACGACUUCGUAAACAAUUUGGUGCACAGGCCAAUGUAAUUGGACCCUGGAUCCAGACCAAGAUGGAGGAGAUCGGCCGUAUUUCGAUAGAGAUGCAUGGGACCCUGGAGGACCAGCUCAACCACUUGCGGCAGUAUGAGAAAAGCAUUGUGAACUACAAACCAAAGAUUGACCAGUUGGAGGGAGACCACCAGCAGAUUCAGGAGGCGCUUAUCUUUGACAACAAGCACACCAACUACACCAUGGAGCAUAUCCGAGUGGGUUGGGAGCAGCUACUAACAACAAUUGCUAGAACCAUCAACGAAGUGGAAAACCAGAUUCUGACCCGUGAUGCCAAAGGAAUCAGCCAGGAACAGAUGAAUGAAUUCCGGGCUUCUUUCAACCAUUUUGACAGGGACCACUCCGGCACACUUGGCCCUGAGGAAUUCAAAGCCUGUCUCAUCAGCUUGGGUUACGAUAUUGGAAACGAUGCACAGAAGAAGACUGGUAUGAUGGAUUGUGAAGAUUUCCGAGCCUGCCUUAUCUCCAUGGGUUACAAUAUGGGAGAGGCAGAGUUUGCCCGCAUCAUGAGCAUCGUUGACCCUAAUCGCAUGGGAGUAGUGACCUUCCAGGCCUUCAUCGAUUUCAUGUCCCGGGAAACAGCAGAUACAGACACUGCUGACCAGGUUAUGGCUUCCUUCAAGAUCCUGGCUGGAGACAAGAACUACAUCACUGUGGACGAAUUACGGCGGGAACUGCCUCCAGAUCAGGCUGAAUAUUGCAUUGCUAGAAUGGCACCAUACCAUGGCCACGAUGCUGUACCCGGUGCCCUGGACUACAUGUCCUUCUCCACAGCGCUCUAUGGCGAAAGUGACCUUUAACUUUUUUCUAUCCCACCACACGCUCCCUCCCCUCUCCCCCAUCCAACACACCCUUCUUUCUCUUUGCAAAGCAGCCUCUGCUCCGCUCUUUUUUUGUGUUUCCCUGUUUUGCUUCAGAUAACAGAUCACCUUUUUAAGUGGGAGGGGGGGGACAUUGACAUGACACCGCCUACCUUGCCCUUGAAAUUACAGUUUACAAAAUUAUUUUCUGCAAAAAAGUUACAUUUUAAAAAGAACAGACAUAUUUUAUUAUAGAAAAAAGGUAUUUUUCUCCACCAGAUUGAAACUUAAAAAGAAAAUGUUAAAAUAUUGCACCAAAUAUUUUUUGUUGUGACAUAGAAAGUCGAGCACAAUGUUACAUUCCAUCCUUUCCAAAAAGAACCAAACAAAAACAAAAAGCCACUUGUUCUGUUAACUUUUACAUUUGCGUAUGUCUCUUUAUCACGUUUAUCUUGGGAGGGGGGAAGGCACACAAGUGCAUGUGUUUGCUGGUUCACUCAUUUCAUGAAAAUAUUUUAUGAUAAACUUUUGAAAUUGCUGUGUUUUCUAGGGAAAAAAUAAUGUACACAGCUCAUGUUUUCAUAUUUAAUUAAAAAAUACAAUAUGCCUCCUAUGUUUAUCAGUGCACAACUUUUUUUGUUGCUGAGAGUUGUCUGGUUUCAGAACAUGAAGCUUGAGAGUUGAUAACUUUGAUAUUGCUUGUCACAAACCAUAUUAAAAAUUACUUGUGAUAACAAA
Messenger RNA from Dromaius novaehollandiae (emu), 3615 nucleotides. RefSeq names its product actinin alpha 1 (gene ACTN1). Bases 133 to 2877 code for a protein of 914 amino acids. Gene Ontology annotation, cellular component: stress fiber; cell projection; Z disc. Gene Ontology annotation, molecular function: actin filament binding; calcium ion binding. Lineage: Eukaryota; Metazoa; Chordata; Aves; Casuariiformes; Dromaiidae. The transcript is spliced from 22 exons. Gene Ontology annotation, biological process: muscle cell development; actin cytoskeleton organization. The record is from RefSeq and is a predicted model, not a curated record.